AUCAGCCGGCUGGCUUAGUUUUGUGUGUGUUUUACAUCCGUAGUUUCGCUGUUUUAUUUGAAGUAUGCAACUUAAAAAAGUGAAUUAAUAAUAUAGUAUUAUUAAAUUUAUUCAGCCAACAAAUCCAUAUUUACAAUUUGGUUGUACGUGUAGAGUGAAAUUUGUUGGUUUAUUUACUCUGCUGCGCAUUUGCAAAAUCAUCCUCUAUUCAAUAUUUAAGAAAGUUAAAACAAGUGAUUUUGUAAAAAUCCCACAAAUAUUCGAUGAAAAACGUGAAUGCAGGGCAGCGACUUCGAAUUUCAUCACAAUCCACAGCAACAGCAUACAAAGCUGAAGGAAGAUUUGCCAAAGCAAAAUCUGCUAAUUUUCCAAGACCAAGCUUCAAGUAUCCAAGAUGAUUCAACAUCAGAGUGAAAAUAGUUGUAGUAGCAAUACUGUGUCAAGCCCCAUAAAAAUUUCAAUGGUACAAAGUGGAAGUACAAAUGAGAGAAAAACCGAGUUAAUCCAGCGUGCAGAAGAAAGUACAUGUGUAACGCUUCAACUUCAUCCUCAAUCAAAGCUGCUAUCGCAUUUCGUUGGACAGACCGAUGAACAGCUUUUAUUUAAUCUGUCGGUGAACCAACUUGACACUUUCGUUUCAGAUGCUAACUCGGGAUAUGAACAAUUUGGCGAAUUAGAAAAUACAAAGCCGUUACCAUUGACUCCAGAAAAUUAUCCGAACAGUGUCAUUGCCAAUGAAUAUUCGUGUAGUUCCAAUCAAACUAUCAAGGACGCGACUAUGGCAGAUAUAACUCACAAUUCGGACACUUCUAAUCCAGCCGAUGAGCAAAAUCCAGAGGAGGAUAUUAUCCCAAAUGAUGAGCCGUAUGCAUAUCUGCAAGGUCUUAAUUCGGAUAACCUCAUGCAGUUCAGUCAGCAAUCGGCCAUACAGGAAUUAAUGUUGAAGGAGCAAUUGGAUGUUAAACCGAAUUUGGAUAUUUUGCCUACAUUCGAGGAACACGACAUUGGUGGCUACAAGUUUAACAUACAUGUCGGCAGUAACCGUAAAACCAGAAUGAGUUGGUUGUAUUCGUCCACUCGCAAAAAACUUUAUAUACGUAUGAAUGAAAUAUUUACCUUAGACGCGGUUUACAAGCCAAAGCUGCCAUUGCAGCAACUACGCGUACGCGUACUCAUGAGCUUCAAGAAUGAGGUGAGUGAGCCGGUGCUGCGUUGUCAAAACCACAUAAGCAAGGAUACCGAACCACAUCAAAAGCGGCGUCAUAGUUUGCUGCGCUGUGAGAAUUCUUCAGCUGAGUAUUGUGGCACACCUGAGGGUAAAAAUAUCAAUGAUCGCUAUUCGAUUUUAAUUCCAUUGGGUGUGAGCGUCAUGCCGAAGAAUGACAGUUCCAUUGCCCAAACGAUGGCGAUCAAGUUCACUUGCCAGAAUUCGUGCAUUGGACGCAAGGAGACGAGUUUAAUAUUUCUGCUCGAGGGCAUGAGUGGUGAAAUACUCUCACAGCGUGUGAUGGACGUGAAAGUCUGCAGCUGCCCCAAGCGGGACUACGAAGCGGAUGAGCGCAAUAGCGCAGCUUCAUCGAAACGGAAAAUGAAUGAAGAUAUACCAAGUCGUACCACAAAAGCGCUGAAAAAGAAAAAUGUUUAUAGCAAUCAUUCUUUCGUUAAAUCCGAAGAUACUAGCAGUGAUUUGGAAAACAGCGAUAGUGGCAUUAGCACAGCGCAAGACGUAGCUUUGCAGGUCACGCCAAAUGGCAAUUACCGCUUUGUGGUUGAGUUGGCGGACAAGCAGUUGAUGCAAAAAACGGUUGAAUUGGUCAACCAAGCGUUGACAUUGAAAAUCUACGAUGAACCACAACAAGCUAAACACUACAACAAAAUGUGUCGCAAACUGAAGCGGUAUCGAGAUAAUCUGCAGAAGACGUAACUGAAGGAGUUAACGUCUCUCAACGUCGUUCGGUUGCCUUGAUUAGUUAUAAGACAAAUAAGCUAAAACUGCGUUAAAUUUUUAAUUUUGUACUUAUUAAGUUUCGUUGAGGUUAUGUUUAAGUUAUGUCUUGAUGUGUUAGAUCGUGCCAAAAAUGUAUGCAUAUGUUUCCCAGUGAAA
This is a messenger RNA of Anastrepha obliqua, 2104 nucleotides long. It is a transcript of the gene p53, whose product is annotated as cellular tumor antigen p53. Gene Ontology annotation, molecular function: DNA-binding transcription factor activity, RNA polymerase II-specific; RNA polymerase II cis-regulatory region sequence-specific DNA binding. Gene Ontology annotation, biological process: apoptotic process; regulation of transcription by RNA polymerase II. Gene Ontology annotation, cellular component: nucleus. The record is from RefSeq and is a predicted model, not a curated record. NCBI's taxonomy places the organism in Eukaryota, Metazoa, Arthropoda, Insecta, Diptera, Tephritidae. The transcript is spliced from 12 exons. The coding region runs from base 395 to 1924 and encodes 509 amino acids.